This is a messenger RNA of Dichomitus squalens LYAD-421 SS1, 1065 nucleotides long. RefSeq lists its product as uncharacterized. The transcript has 2 exons. The record is from RefSeq and is a predicted model, not a curated record. The coding region runs from base 1 to 1065 and encodes 354 amino acids. Lineage: Eukaryota; Fungi; Basidiomycota; Agaricomycetes; Polyporales; Polyporaceae.
AUGGGACAACAAGGCGGACAACCGCAGACGACAGGCCCCGCCAACAACCCCCAGCAGGCCCAACCGGGCACCCAGACGGCAACGCAACCCCCGGACCCCAUGACGGUAUUACUCCAGUCGAUGACUCUCCUCACCCAGUCCAUGGCGCAGCUCGCAAACUCGACCACUGGGACCAACAGCCUGAAGGCGGUUCAGAAGCCCUCUCCCUUUAAAGUCCUCUCCUUCAUGCAGGACAGUGCGGCUCUCUGGGCCACUCCGGCGAUGGAGGAGAUCACGCAGGGCACCACCCCGUUCAAAGGCUUGUGGACGGAAUUCCGCACCCAGUUCAAGGCCCGAUUCGAGACGGUCGACGAGGCGGUCGAUGCAAAGGAGCGCCUCCGUACGUUGUGGCAAGGCUCCAUGACUGUUCCGGAGUACGCCGCACGGUUCAACGAGCUCUCCACCCGCAUGGGCUACUCCAAGGCCGACCUCCGAGACCGCUUCUACGAACACCUGGCAGACUCCAUCAAGGACGAGUUGGUGCACACAGCGAGGCCCAUCGCUUCUCUCGAAGACCUCAUCACCGUCUCCUCCGACAUCGACGUCCGUGUCCGCCAACGCCGUGCCGAACGGGAUCGUCAGCGCGGACGCACCACCACCACCACCACCGCGGCCAAGCCGGCUGUUCCGCUGCAUACCACCCCCUUCACGCCGCCUGCCCGGGACCCGAACGCAAUGGACAUCGAUGCGACCCGUACGCGCGAAGAAUUCAACCGCCUCAUGCGCGGCAAGUGCUACGGUUGCGGGUCUACGGCGCACGUCAAGAAGGACGGCGGCCACGACCGAGACAUCUGCGGCUACUGUCGUCGUGUAGGGCACCGCGAGACAGUGUGCAUGGAUAAGUUCCUGAAGAAGCCCCGUUCACAGAAGCUCGCCGCCACGGAGGAAGGACCUGAGGAGCCCCAAGUUGCAGCGUCGACGUCGUCGUCCGCAGAUGCCGGAGCGACCAAUGCUCUCAUCGCCCAGCUCAUGGAGCAGCAGAAGGCCCUCGCUGAUCAGCUCGCCUCUCUGCAGAAGUCUUUUUAG